This is a messenger RNA of Bipolaris zeicola 26-R-13, 537 nucleotides long. RefSeq lists its product as uncharacterized. The record is from RefSeq and is a predicted model, not a curated record. The transcript has a single exon. Lineage: Eukaryota; Fungi; Ascomycota; Dothideomycetes; Pleosporales; Pleosporaceae. Bases 1 to 537 code for a protein of 178 amino acids.
AUGUGUGGCUGUACCCUCUAUGACUCGCCGACAUGUGGUCACUCCUGGCUUUCUAUGAGUCGGCCCUGUGGUUUUCUCUCUGACUUCCUCAACUGUCCCUAUCGCCAAACUUACCAGACUCUGAUUGCACCACCGUACACAUGUCCAACGUGCAAUGGCGGUUUUGCAGACCAAGAAACGAUCGAAAUGAUCCAGGGCCCUUGGGGUUGUGAUCAGUUACUUCGAAACCAUGUCGGAGGCAAUCAUGCAAUUCCGGGUCAAUGGGGUAAUGUUCAAUUGGCUUUAAGUGGACCAGGAAGCGCUGCGAUUAGUUGCGCUGCAACAGCUGGCAGUGCGACUCAUCCAAACAACAUGAGACAAGGCUUCACACGCGAUCAUAGGCUUACAGGGCCAUAUGGACCGUCGAUCAUUCCGAACAGACCGAGACACUACGACCAUGGGUAUUAUGUGGACGGCAGGCGCAAGAGGAGCAGGCACAAAAGUCAUUACAAGUACAAGUACACUAACAAGCCUGCAACAAAUUGUACAGUCAUGUGA